CAGAUUAGUCAGAUACUGUAGAAACACACACACACAGUUCUUUCAGAGGCACUGCAAAACUCUGUGGAAUAGAUACAUUCAGUGUGUGUGUGUGAGGCUGAGGAAGAGAGAUGGACAUCCUGGAGACGGACGCCUACGAUAGGAGACAGCGGCGGAACACGUCCUGUGUUCUGUUUCUUUUUCUCCUCCCUUUCUUCGCUUCCACAGCACUCUUUUUCUACCUAUGGAUCCCAGAAUCUGCUCCGUCCAUCCUGGCUGCAGGUGUAAAAGCAGCCCCUGUGCUCUCAUUGGUUUUCGUGGUGAUGAGUUAUGGCGGUGGGAGGAGCCUGCUGGGCGUGGCCGGGGGGUUGGUGAUGUCAGCAGGAGGAGACGCUUGUCUCAUCUGGCCACAUCUUUUCCUCCAGGGAAUGGUCUGCUUUGCUCUGGCCCACCUGCUCUACUCUAUUUCCUUCCUUACUUCACGUUAUUCCUCUCGCACCUUCUCUUCCUGUGGCCUCUACCUCGUCUAUCUCUUGCUGUGGGGAGCAGGUGGUGGAAUUUACGUCUAUCUCCUGCCCUUCCUCCAGAAGUCACCAGAGCCUGAUGUGUUUGUCCCGGCUGUCGGAGGAUACGCACUUCUCAUUGUCCUUAUGGCGACUCUCGCGGCGAGAACGAGGCGCCCUCUGGUUGUGCUGGGCGGCCUGGUCUUUAUGGUUUCUGACUUCACUCUUGCGCUGCAGCAUUUCAAAGUUGUCGAGCAUCUGGAUCACGGCAGGCAUAUCGUCAUGGUGACCUACUACCUGGCCCAGCUGCUAAUCGCCAUCGGUGACGUGAAGGCGUUGAUGGAGGAACAGGCCGAUGAGCUCCAUAAAUGGAAAAAGUCAUAGGAGCGGCAUGGUGACAUUAGCAUGUGGGACUGGUGCAGAUUUUAUACAGAUGGAUAUGAUUUAUUAGUUACAGGAGACUCUGUACCCUGUAUGUGCAUGUUCACAUUAUGUAUCGUAAUCCACUGCAUUGUAAAAGGCAACAAACAUAAAUAUUAUUUAUAGCUAGUGACUAUGAUUGUUAUUUGGGCACAAACUAGGACAUGCCUGAUAAUGACAGAAAUAAGAACUGUACUUAGUCUAUAAAAAAUAUUUCUUACUAUAAUAAAACAACUAAAAAGUAGGAAAUGCUAAAUAAAAAUGUGAAACCUAAACAUCUAA
Messenger RNA from Clarias gariepinus (North African catfish), 1184 nucleotides. It is a transcript of the gene tmem86b, whose product is annotated as transmembrane protein 86B. NCBI's taxonomy places the organism in Eukaryota, Metazoa, Chordata, Actinopteri, Siluriformes, Clariidae. Gene Ontology annotation, cellular component: membrane. The transcript has 3 exons. The record is from RefSeq and is a predicted model, not a curated record. The coding region runs from base 111 to 866 and encodes 251 amino acids.